UAACUUUGUAGUUCAAUCUUCAUAUUUGAAUCUUUAAGUUCUAGCAACUCUAGUAAAGAAGAAAAUGGCGGCAUCCAUCUCCGCUACCAUUUCUAUCUUCUCACCAUCCUUCCCUCAGCUCCAAAAGCCUAUGAUCGCCACCAUCGGUUCUCCAUAUCUUCGAUUGCCAUCGAUAAGCAAGGCAGGGAAAGUUAGAUGUUCCGUCGAAGAUAAGCCUCUUGUCAAACCCAUCGAUGAUGCACCACCAACUCCUGAAGAUGACUUGACUCCACAAGCACCCUGUCCAGAUGAGGUGACUCCACAAUCACCGUGUCCAGGAAAGAACUCAUGGCCGGAGCUUGUAGGGAAAACUGGAGAAGUGGCAGCAGCCAUAGUUGAGAAAGAGAAUCCACUUGUUAAUGCUAUCGUGAUAUUGGAUGGAACUCCGACCCCUAGGAAUUUUUCGUGCGAACGUGUAUGGGUGUGGGUGAACACUGACGGGGUGGUGAUUCGAACACCUGUCAGUGGAUAAUGUUGUUUAAAGUUUGUCCGGUAAGAAGUGGAUAAUGUACCAAUGAUCUAAUAAAUAAGAUGUGUAGCAUAUGGUUCUUUUGUCUUUA
Helianthus annuus (common sunflower) is the source of this 599-nucleotide messenger RNA. Its product is annotated as wound-induced proteinase inhibitor 1. The transcript has 4 exons. The record is from RefSeq and is a predicted model, not a curated record. Lineage: Eukaryota; Viridiplantae; Streptophyta; Magnoliopsida; Asterales; Asteraceae. The coding region runs from base 65 to 511 and encodes 148 amino acids. Gene Ontology annotation, biological process: response to wounding. Gene Ontology annotation, molecular function: serine-type endopeptidase inhibitor activity.